AUGCAAGUGUAAUAUGGAGCAGUACCGAAUCCUUAGGCAUUGGGUAAUGCAAUAGGAAAUGCUAUAGUUGGAUAAAUAUAAUAAUAUGGAGCUUAGUUUUUCACUGCAGAUGUAAAGUGAAUAAGUAAUAUUAGCCGUUUGCUGGAAUAAAUUAUAUGCUCAUUGAUUAAAAACCAGAGUAAAUUAUGAAUCAUAAUUUUAGUUGCAUUGAAUGUAUAUGUCCAUGUGUAGGUGAAAAAAAGAAUAGUUAUCAGAUUUCAGUCUCUGAAUAAACAGGACUCAUUGCUUAAUAGUAGCUUGGAAUAAUUAAAGAGGAAUCUGAAUGUCCUUAAAGGUUCUUUUGUUAAUGUUGGAGAGCAUUAGAUCUAUUAUUUAUAAAUAAUUAAAAUCAAAUCUUAUUCAAAGCACAAAGUAAUGAUCAAUGAUUUAUUUUAGGAAUUUAUAAAGUACCUUCAGUUUUAUGUUUACCAUUUGAGAGACCAGAAAUGGUUGUAUCUCGUGACUCUGAAGUUAUAGGUUAUCUCAAAUAACCCUUUAUGUGUUGUGGUAGAUCAGAGUAAUUUAUCACAUUUAUAUUAAGAUGUCCUUUACCAAUUCUCGAGGAAAUUGAUAUAUGUGAUCCUUCAGGCAACACAAGAUAUUUUAUUUCUGGAGAAUUUGUUCAAUGCGGUUGUAUUACAAGAAUGUGUGGCAUACCAAGAUUUACAGGACCUUGUUAAUACAUUGACUAUGACAUUUAUAACCCUAUGAAAUAGAAAGUAGGAAGAAUUAGAAAUAUUUUUAAUGGAUGUGCUUAAGAAUAUUGUAGCAAAGCUGAUAAAUUUUUGAUUGAAUUCCCUCCUUAAUGCACUUCUUAAGACAAAUGCCUAAUUCUUUUUGCUGCUAUCACAAUUGAUUACGAUAACUUUGAAUAUACAUUUUGCAAUAUGCCUUGA
Paramecium pentaurelia is the source of this 935-nucleotide messenger RNA. NCBI's taxonomy places the organism in Eukaryota, Ciliophora, Oligohymenophorea, Peniculida, Parameciidae. The record is from the annotation of a GenBank genome assembly.